Recurvomyces mirabilis is the source of this 891-nucleotide messenger RNA. RefSeq lists its product as uncharacterized. The record is from RefSeq and is a predicted model, not a curated record. Gene Ontology annotation, biological process: L-cystine transport. NCBI's taxonomy places the organism in Eukaryota, Fungi, Ascomycota, Dothideomycetes, Mycosphaerellales, Teratosphaeriaceae. The transcript has a single exon. Gene Ontology annotation, molecular function: L-cystine transmembrane transporter activity. The coding region runs from base 1 to 891 and encodes 296 amino acids. Gene Ontology annotation, cellular component: fungal-type vacuole; vacuolar membrane.
AUGCUCGACUCUCAACAUCAGCAUACAGCUAAGGCGAUCUCACGUCUCUGCGGCUGGCUCUACUUCGCUGCCUGGAGUCUUUCUUUCUAUCCACAACCGAUUCUGAACUGCCAACGAAGGACCACUGACGGCCUCACUCCCGACUUUCCUUUGCUGAACGUCUUCGGGUUCACGUGCUACACCAUCAGCACAGCUAUCUUCCUAUACUCGCCUGUGGUCAGAGAGCAAUAUGCCGCACGCCACCCAGUCUCUCCGGAGCCGACCGUACGUUUCAACGAUCUUGCGUUCGGCCUACAUGCUAUGAUCAUGUGCAUCGUUGUGUAUUCACAGUUCUGGCCGAAGCUAUGGGGUUGGAAGCAGACGCUUGACGUGAGACGACACGCGAACAGGCUCACGCUGGGCCUGCUCUGGGGAGGUCUGGUCGCCAUCGGAGUCACCGUCACCAUCGUACUUGCACAGAGCAAACACGGCAGCAGCCUCGAUGCCAAAUCAUGGGCCUGGAUCGAUGUGGUAUACAGCCUUACUUACGUCAAACUCCUACUCACCGUGUUCAAAUACGUACCGCAAGCUGUGGCGAAUUACCGACGAAAAAGCACAAGCGGCUGGUCAAUCACACAACAGCUACUGGAUCUGACCGGAGGCGUAUUGAGUCUGACACAGCUAGUCAUCGACAGCGCGAUGCAGGACGACUGGUCGGGACUGUUCGGUAAUCCUGUGAAGCUAGGGUUGGCGAACAUCAGCAUGUUGUUCGAUAUUGUGUUCAUAAUACAGCAUUAUGUGCUAUACGGUCCUGUCGAGGACGUGGCGAAGGAGACGAAGUAUGAAGAGCCAUCGCAUGGUAUGCGCGACGAGAGACGGCCGCUUUUGGUAGGAAGAGGAAGCGCAGCAUGA